AUGCUUCACUGUGCCCUAAAGGAGGCUAGAACAAAAUAUAGGCACAAUUGGAUCAGCGCAAGUCACGACCUCCAGUGCAACCCAGACAGAUCACCGGAUCCUGAACCAGAGAAUAUAAUGGAGCUCCCUGAAGGAACACUGACCAUAUAUAAAAAACAAAAAUCAACCCAAGAAGAACAAGACAAACAGUCCCUUGUACAAACUCCAAGGUCCCAAAACUUGUGGAGAAAACCAAAGAGGAAGAAGAGCACACCGAUAGGAAAUCCAAAGCAACUUGUGGUUGCUGAUGACAACGAUGAUAAAAAGCCCAAAAAGAAAUGA
Molecule: messenger RNA, 321 nt
Organism: Oldenlandia corymbosa var. corymbosa
Lineage: Eukaryota; Viridiplantae; Streptophyta; Magnoliopsida; Gentianales; Rubiaceae
Source: the annotation of a GenBank genome assembly